AUUUUGGCUACGUACCGGCAACCGGUCUCCAACUUCCGGCGUCAGUAAAAUUAAAAGCCUAUUUCUUCUCCGGUUAAAAAUCAUGCCGUUGCCGCUAUUUCAGUAAAUAAAUAAUGUCCGUCGUCGUAUUAUAAUUAGGGCGUCACAUGUAACACUCGCCUCGUGACUGGACGUCAUUUCUCGACUCCUCGUCGGCGUUACGUUACGAGGCUGUUUCUGCUGAGCAAACGCAAAGAUGGCGGAAGAAGAGAAGAGUGGCGAGCCUGUGAAAGAGAACAGCGAGCUGCAAGUUAUGAAGGACCUCGUGGAUGAACUGUAUAACUUCAGAGAUUGCUAUUUUGAGGCUCACAGUGUGGAGGAAGCCGGGAGUAAACAAAGCGAUGUCGCGCAGGAGAUCCAAAAGACCCUGAAGAAGCUGGAGGAGAAAGAAGAUCAUUUUAAACACAAAGCAGAGUUUCUGCUGCAGAAGGGCAGGUGUCUGAAUGUAGCUCCAGACUUCAGUCAUGUUGCGGAAGAGUGCCUUUCCAAGGCUGUGAAGCUGGAGCCUGGCCUGGUUGAAGGUUGGAACACAUUGGGGGAGCAGUACUGGAAAAAAGGCGACCUGAUGGGUGCCAAGAACUGCUUCACCGGAGCCUUGCAACAGAGCAAAAACAAGGUGUCUCUACGCAACCUGUCCAUGGUGCUGAGGCAGUCUCCGGCGGCAGACAGCGACAAACAUGGCAAGCAGGUGAUGGACAGUGUGGACAUGGCCCGACAGGCUGUCCAGCUGGAUGUCACAGACGGGACGUCCUGGUACAUCCUGGGAAAUGCCUAUGUGUCCCUGUUCUUCACCUGCGGACAGAAUCCCCAGUUGUCUCAACAAGCUCUUAGCGCCUACACUCAAUCUGAGAAAGUAGACAGAGCGGCCUCUUCUUACCCGGAGCUGCAUUUCAACCGCGCCACACUGUUCCAGUACGAGGAGAUGUUCGGGUCUGCGCUCGGCGGCUACAGCCGAGCCGCAGCGCUCGACCCGGGCUGGGAGGAGCCUCCAGAGAGGGAGAAGCAGCUGCUUGUGUAUCUGGGGAAAGUCACAGAACACGUACAGAGCAAGGGGAAGGUGAAGGCGCGCAGGUUAAGGACGAUGCUCUCUAACCUCAACACGUCGGCGUUGGGUCCCUGCUCCUCCCCUCAGUUUCGUUCCCAGACGGGCCGCGUCGGCAGCCUGGAGCCUCGAACCCUUUCCUCCCUCACGCACGGUCACAACGCUGGGAUGGCCGCCCUUGGCAAGGUGGUGUUCAGCCUGGCCUCAGAGGGUCGCAUGGCCUUUACAUUUGGCAUGGUUGACAGCGAGGAGUCGUGUAUAGUGGUGAUGGUGUACAACACAGCGAACAGCUGGGGCGUCCUGAUAGGAGACACUGUCGUCAUUCCUGAACCUCAGGUCAAACGGAACAGUAUAACUCAUAAAGACGAGUCCUUUGACUUCAGGAGCAUACGAGUGGACUCCCCUCUGCUGCUCAUCGUCAACGGCAAGAAACAAAAUGUCCAAAGUCAGAUCGCUGCCUCCGUGAGCUACAAGCCGCAGAGCGAAUGAGCUGAACAAGCAACAGGAAGUUCAGCAAGAGGACCAAUGUUUUUGAGUUUGGAUAAGUGUGUGCCUGUUUCAUGUGUUGUUUUGUAAAUAGAGGUUUAUGUUACGUUGUCUUUUAGAUAGACAUUUUGUUUAUAUUUAUAAAUAUUUCUUUUUUUAUAUUCUGUUGUAUGCAGACAACACUGUUCUUUUUUGUAAAUGGAUGAGGAUAAUUGUCAAAAUUGUGAUUUUAAGUUUACCCUGAACAAAAAUCAUUUUAAUCUGAAA
This is a messenger RNA of Cyclopterus lumpus (lumpfish), 1834 nucleotides long. It is a transcript of the gene ttc5, whose product is annotated as tetratricopeptide repeat domain 5. NCBI's taxonomy places the organism in Eukaryota, Metazoa, Chordata, Actinopteri, Perciformes, Cyclopteridae. Gene Ontology annotation, molecular function: protein binding. Bases 236 to 1570 code for a protein of 444 amino acids. The transcript is spliced from 9 exons. The record is from RefSeq and is a predicted model, not a curated record.